AUGAGUGCCACAUUUGCAUUAGGUCCUGACGCAUAUAAUCAAGCUUGUACGUCGCUUAAGGCGCUAAUAAGCCAUCAAAAGUCUGACAGUAAUUCUACAGCUUCAGUUUAUCUCACAAUUAAUGUUAAUAUAAAAUUGGCCAAAUCCAAGGAUUUCAGGCCACGAGUGAUUCCACUUACACAUAAGCUUGAUAAGAUUUCCAACAAGGCAAUAUUAUUUAUUUCAAAAGAUCCAGCGAAUUAUUAUAGAGAGAUUUUGACGGCGAAAGGAACACCAACCGAAGACGCUUUUAAUGAGAUUAUUUCCUUUAAAAAACUCAAACUGAAAUCGAAGUCGCAAAAGUCAUUAGUAAAAUUAUACAAGGAGAACGACAUAAUAGUAGCUGACAAUAGGGUUCACAAGUUUCUUCCAGAUGUGUUGGGCUCGACAUUUUACAUAAGGAAGAAGAAGGUGCCGUUUAUGCUACAAAUGGCAAAGCCUGAUCCAUCGGUAAAACUAAGAAGGACACAACAAAACAAACUCAAGGACGACAGGUGUGAUGUUGAGUACGUUUACAAACAAAUAAAGUCAAUUGUGGGGAAUGCGUCGUUUGUGCCGACAACAAACGUCGGCGACGUGAUCUCGCUCAAAAUUGGUUAUGCAAAUUGGGAAAUUGCCCAUUUGGUAGAUAAUAUAAAUGACAUUGUAAAGUAUCUAACUGACGAGGAGAAUAGGGCUGUCAUAGGGGCUGCAAUAAAUUUGGAAAAUUUGGUGAAUGUGAAUGUCCGAGGGGAGGAUAGUAUAAGUUUGCCUGUUUUGGUGAGAUCGAAAGAGACAGUCGAAACCAAGGAAGACGACAGUGAUUUUGAUUUUUAA
Molecule: messenger RNA, 855 nt
Organism: Lodderomyces margitis
Lineage: Eukaryota; Fungi; Ascomycota; Pichiomycetes; Serinales; Debaryomycetaceae
Exons: 1
Coding region: 1-855 (284 amino acids)
Source: RefSeq, a predicted model, not a curated record